CCGAAGGGCCGCGCGCCAUUUUGGCUCAAACUCCUUAAUAUUUUAUCCUAAUUAAAGUGUUUUUUAUACUAUAACAGUGUGUUUUUAUGCUAACAUAUUGUCGGGUAACACUGAACGUAUAUCGACUUAACAUUUGCUUUGCCUUCUUUUUACGUGGUGAAAGUUGUCAGCCAAAAGUCAUGGUUUAAAGAAAGCCCCAGCUGAGCCAACUCAUUUCUUUGCUAAGUUUUGGUUUGUUGUUGCUUGGUUUAUUUUUCACUUCGUGUGAUGGGAGGCUGCUCCGCUCCAAAUUGCUCCAAUUCAACUAGCAUAGGGAAGCAACUGUUUAGAUUCCCCAAAGACCCUGUGCGAAAGAAGAAAUGGGUUGUGAACUGCCGACGUGACUUUGAGCCCACUCCUCACUCCAGACUCUGUCAGGACCACUUUGAGGAGAGCCAGUUUGAAGAAAUAGCCAGGUCUCCAGCUGGUGGGAAAAAGCUGAAGCCCAAUGCUAUUCCCACUCUGUUCAAUGUGGGAGACCCUCCUUUCCCUGCAAUCACCUCUCCAUAUAUCCUGCUGCCACUAAAAUCUGAAGCAGUGGAAAAGGAUCUAAAUUUGGGCGAUCAUGGCUACGCCAGACGCAAUCCUUUGUCUGGCCUUGAAGAGGAGGAUGGAGAAAGAACAUCUGAAGACCACAACCCCUGCAUGCAGUGUCAUCUCCUCAAGAAAAAACUGGAGCAGGAGAUGCAGCACACCGCAAGACUACAAAGAGAGGCAGAAGAGAUGAAGAAGCGUCUGUAUCGGCUCGAUCGCAUUGAGAAGGGGCUCCAGAACUUUCUGUACGAGGACCAAAUCAGAGCGCUGUCCCUCACGAAGCGCUCGCGGCGCGCCGUCUGGUCGCCGGAGACGAUCCUGAAAGCCAGAAAGAUCCGGUGUGCCGUCGGAACAAAAGGCUACGAGUACCUGAGGGAGAUCGGGUACCCUCUGCCCUCGUACAGGACUCUGUGCAACCGUCUGGAGACGAAGAUCAUGGUGACGACUGACAUGAGCUGUGAGGAGCUGGCAGAGCUCGGCCUGGGGCUUAUGGCCACGUGCAACAGUCCUACAGAAGGGGUCGGGGACAAUGAUGAGGAAGAACUGAUGGGAGUUUUAUCCUGAUCCCAGUUACUUACACUGAUUCUGAACUGUUGUAGAUGGAGAAGUUGAGAGAUUACACUGCCCGUAAUUUAGAAAAGUUUUGCGGCACUGGUUUUAAAGUUUUCUGGCCUUCAGGUCACCUGGCUGUACCCACAUUUUACGUCCACUCAGGUGAUGCUUAAUGCACCGGGUUACACGUAGCCUGGAUUCACGUUCUGCUGCUUCCUGCUGUGAUGCUGGCAUGUUAUGGUAGCCUGGACGUGUGACGAGCAUGUGCACAAUAUAGCUCAUUCGUAUGCAUCAUGUAAAUGUGAGUGACGUUUGUUAAAAAAGACCUCUUUGCACAUAGCUUUGUGAAAUUGCUGCUUGUUUUUACCGUCAACUGUGACACAGCUGAGUCUUUCACUGGCCUUGUUCUAUACAUUUAAAAGAAUUAAGUGUAAUCCAAACAGAUAAAGAUGCUGCACAUUUGGGGUAAGAUAACCUUUUUAUUAGGAACAAAAGAGAUGAAUGAGGCAACCUUCAAAAAAAAAAGUUUGGUGAUCUGCUCAGCAUAUUUCAGCAUAUUUUGUGGAUUUUAGUAACAGUAGUUCUCAAAGAAAACUUGUCAAUUACACACAAAAAAACAUUUGGUUUGUCCAGUUUAACAAAUCAAAAUAUCCUCCAGUUUUCAGUAAUGCACUUUACAGUCAGACUAAAUUCAAUAUUUACACCUGAUCUCUCUUUAAAUCCUUAAAAACGCUGUGUAGAAUGUAGACACUUAGCUAUUGAUUAAUCAGAUUUUAUGUUGAACAUUGCAUGAUAGAAUUAGUCCUGCGUUAUAGGGAAGGGAUUGGGAUUAACAAAGUGUUCACCUCAUCCCAAACCUAUUCAAAUAUGUAUACUAAAUCAACAGAAUAUGGAUAUUUUAUUGCCUUUUUUAUUAUUGUUUCCUUUAUUUUAUUUUCUCUUAUUUUGUUUAGAUCAUGGGUGCCGAAGUCAAGUCCAAUAAAACAGCUCAGUUCCCACAUUA
Messenger RNA from Poeciliopsis prolifica (blackstripe livebearer), 2128 nucleotides. RefSeq lists its product as uncharacterized. The coding region runs from base 268 to 1137 and encodes 289 amino acids. The record is from RefSeq and is a predicted model, not a curated record. The transcript is spliced from 4 exons. Lineage: Eukaryota; Metazoa; Chordata; Actinopteri; Cyprinodontiformes; Poeciliidae. Gene Ontology annotation, molecular function: sequence-specific DNA binding.